Molecule: messenger RNA, 756 nt
Organism: Nicotiana tabacum (common tobacco)
Lineage: Eukaryota; Viridiplantae; Streptophyta; Magnoliopsida; Solanales; Solanaceae
Source: RefSeq, a predicted model, not a curated record
AUGGCUCUUAUGUUGGAGGAUCCCAAUGCUUUUAUAAUUCCUUGUACCAUUGGAAGUGCCGAUUUUGCUAAAGCCCUUUAUGAUCUCGGGGCGAGUAUCAAUUUUAUGCCCUAUUCAAUAUUCAAAACUUUGGUGAUUGGGAAACCAAAACCCACAUCUAUGAGGUUGCUAAUGGCUGAUUGCACCACGAAGAGGCCAUUGGGAGUGAUUAAGGAUGUUUUGGUUUGGGUUGAUAAAUUUAUUCUUCUAACGGAUUUUGUGAUUCUAGAUUCUGAAGUUGACUAUAAAGUGCCUAUCAUUCUUGGGAGGCCUUUCCUUGCUACGGGUAAGUCCCUUUGUAAUGUGAAAGCCGGAGAAUUCACUUUCUGGGCUUGUGAUGAACAAGUGGUAUUCCAUGUGAAACGACAACCAAAUAGUAACGAGGUGUGCAUUUUUGUGGACUUAGUGACCGGUGUCAAUAUUGAUAACACAAGUGCUAUAAUCACUGUUGGGGAUACGUUGGAAGCCAUUUUUCUUAUCUUGGACAAUGAUGAGAUGGACGGUUUCAUGAAAUGUGUGAAUUCAUUGCAAGGAAUGGGAUCUUACAACUAUGCACCCAUAAAGUUCUCAUUGGAUCUUAAGAAUAGGAAGACUCUUCCUAUAAAGCCUUCGAUUGAAGAGCCACCAUCCAUGGAGUUGAAACCAUUGUCACCUCACCUUUGGUACCAUGGUUCAUGGAUUUUGAAAAUUUCUGGAGAGUGGUAUAAUUCCGGAUGA